This is a messenger RNA of Anopheles merus, 1098 nucleotides long. RefSeq names its product protein O-mannosyl-transferase TMTC1-like. Gene Ontology annotation, biological process: protein O-linked glycosylation via mannose. NCBI's taxonomy places the organism in Eukaryota, Metazoa, Arthropoda, Insecta, Diptera, Culicidae. Gene Ontology annotation, molecular function: mannosyltransferase activity; protein binding. The transcript is spliced from 5 exons. Bases 1 to 1098 code for a protein of 365 amino acids. The record is from RefSeq and is a predicted model, not a curated record.
AUGGGCUGCCUAAUACUCGUCGUGUACGGUGCACAGCGACUCUGGGAACGCUUGGACGCCCGCCUGCGGAGACCGUUCCUGCUACUAACCAUCGUGCUGCUGGCCGCAGGCUGUCUCAAAACCAUCGCCCGGAACCAGGACUGGAGCUCGCGCGAAGCUUUACUGCGGUCGGGUCUGAAAACGCUACCGCACAACGCCAAAAUGCACUACAAUUUCGGCAAUUUCCUGCGGGACUCGUCCCGGCCCGAGCCGGCGAUUGCUCAUUAUCGGGAGGCGCUGCGGCUGUGGCCGACGUACGCCAGUGCGCACAACAACAUCGGCACGCUGAUGCCGCAGUUCGCCACGGCCGAGUAUCACUUCCGGGAGGCUAUCAAAUAUGCAUCCGAGCACAUUAACGCGCACUACAAUCUAGGCCAAUUAUAUAGAAAAUCGAAUCGUACGAGCGACGCGAUCCGGAUGCUGGAGCGCUGCAUUCAGCUGGAACCGCUCUUUACCGCGGCUUACCUGGAGCUGGUGAAGCUGUACGGUGGGCAGCCGGCAGCUGCCGGUCGGCUGCUGGCCCGCGUCGUCCGCCUCAACCCGUACAAUGCGGACCUGCGCCGGCAGUACGGCGACUGGCUGAUGGAGCAAAACAUGCUGCUGGAAGCGUUCAAACAAUACCAGGAAGGGAUCAAAAUAAUGGAAACUCAUCAAUUAUCCGUGAUUGGUGCCUGUCGCUGUCUACGCAAAAUGGGACAACAGUCGCGAUUACAUCAAAUGGUGCUGAGAAAGCAGACGGACCCACGGCCCCCGGCGGAACCGGCCGAAAUAAGCAUACGAAUACUGCGCACGCCACACUGCAACCGGUCGGAGCACAUUCCCAGCUCGCUGAAGGCCUGCAAACUGGCAGCAGCAUCGGCGUCCCCACCGCUGCCCACAGUGCGGCACCGGAACCGCCAUCCACCCACAACGGUAAGGGCAGUGGGAAAACGAAAAAAAUGGUCCAAAUCACGGCACAAACCGAAACGGCAGCAGCCCUCCGGUACGACCGCCCUCGAUCCGAACGGUGCCCCGCUAGCUGCCCCGCUGCUCGUGUCCAACCUGCUCGACAAGCUGUAA